UGUGUUCGCGUUGGUUGUUGGUCUCAUUUAUUGAUUUAAAGUUUACUGAACAUCAUUUAGUUAACCGUUAGUUAUUUAUUCAUUUUAUUUCAUUUAUGAAAUCGUAAAGCUUGCAUCUGCAGUUAUUAAAGUGGAUGUGUUACGUCAUAUUGUCGUAGUAGAUUAUUACGUGAGAUGUUUGAUAGUUAUACAUUAUAACCUGCAGAUUCACGUGCUUUUACAUGUAGAUGAUAGAACAGCUGUGUGGGGUAUUUGAGAAAUAACAAAUUUUCUCUGUUUAUCAUUCCAUAAGCGUUUACAACAGAAAAAAAAAACAGUUUAUACGUGAACGUGUUUAUAUUAAUUACUACAUGUGCAAUAGGUGACAAUCUCAAGGUCUGCGGAUUGCAGCAAAAUUUGCUGAGAGGACUGUUUAUCGAUUAUCAAUAAACAAAAAAAUAUCUUAGCGAAAACUGAAUUGGGAUAGUGAAAAUAUUCAAGUUCAUAUUAACCUAAAUUUGGAAGACGAAGAUUAUCGUAACAUAAAACAUUAAUUGCUGCGUCAAAAAGUUUCGAUGGCGCCAAAGAUUUUUCUGGGAUUAUUGUUGUUGGUGACUUUAGGACAAGCAGUAAAUGUUCGGCCUCAUAUUUUGUUCAUUGUGGCAGAUGAUUUAGGUUGGAAUGACGUUUCUUGGAACAACCCGGACAUAAUGAUGCCAACUCUUGAUAAAUUGGCUCGAAAAGGUGUCAUCCUAAACUCCUCAUAUACACAACCCACAUGUAGUCCAUCUCGUGGUGCCCUAAUGACAGGAUAUUAUCCAUAUCACAUCGGCAUGCAACAUGGUAUUGUUAACAGAUAUCAACCUAAGUUUAUGCCAAAAGACAAAGAGACGCUACCGGAAGCACUGAAGAAAGUUGGUUAUGCGACACAUAUGGUAGGAAAGUGGCAUUUGGGAUUUUGUAAUUGGAAUUAUACACCGACGUAUCGAGGGUUUGACAGUUUCUAUGGGUUCUACUCCGGGGCCCAGGAUUACUACACGCAUAAACAUUAUGGUGGUUUUGAUUUCCGUUUCAACAAGAGCGUUCAUCAUCCUCCAAAAAUGCGAUAUUCUACGGCGUUGUUUGGUAGACGAGCAGCCGACAUUAUUUUACAGCAUGAUCCAGAUAAUCAACCAUUGUACCUACAGUUGUCAUUCCAGGGCGUUCAUACACCAUUGCAGGUUCCAAAGAAGUAUUCGAACCAAUAUUCCCAUAUCAAGAACAGAAAUCGAAGAUUAUAUAGCGGAAUGAUAACAGCUAUGGACGAUGCAGUCAGUCUUGUCAUGCGAGCCUUCCAGAAGAAAAGUUACAUGGACAACCUUCUUGUAGUCUUCACAUCUGACAAUGGCGGAGCGUCUUACAUCGCUGGUUCCAAUUGGCCUCUACGUGGUUCUAAGAAUACUUUAUGGGAAGGGGGAACCAGAGUCCCUACUUUUAUAUACAGUAAAAGCCUACUCAAGAAGACGGGAGUAACUCAAUCAGGGUUGGUACACGUGACUGACUGGUUCCCAACACUUGUACGACUUGCUGGCGGUGAAACAAGUCCGUUCCUGGAUGGGGUAGAUCAAUGGCUAGCAUUAAGCAGAGGGUGGCCAUCACCAAGACACGAGUUUGUGUACAAUAUAGAUGAAGUCAAACGAACUGGAGCAUUAAGGUCGGGAGACUAUAAACUAAUUGUAGGCAGUCCUGGUCGGUAUAACAACUGGUACCAGGCGAAGACAAAACCUGCGUGUAACUCUAAAGAGGCUCGACAAGGCUAUAUGUAUGAAGAAAAACAAUUAAAACUAGCUGAGAAAUUAGAUCGUCAAGAACAAAAAUCCGUCAACGGGUGGUGGUUUACAUCGCCUCUUCAAUAUAUAAAAGGUUUUGCCAACAAAGCGGCGGCAGUAUCUGGGGCAUCAUCAGCCUGGCGGUCAAUGUCCAAAUGGUACGAACAAUAUAGAUGUGAUAGAUUUAUGUCAGCUCAUGCGAGGGAAGAGAAGAGGUUGAAGCCACCUGCUAUACAACUGUUUAAUAUCAAAGAUGAUCCUGAAGAAAGAUUUAAUCUCGCAAACAAGAAGCCGGUGUUGCUGAAGAAACUGAUGAGAAAACUCAAGGCGCACAAGAAGACAUUAGUGAAGGCUCAGAAUCAACCGCACACCAAGCUAGCACAUCCCAAACAUUAUGAUAAUAUAUGGUCACCUGGCUGGUGUUGAAAUAGCCCAGGAUGAUUUGUUAAUGAUGAUCUCUUUUACCGUACAUUUAGGCAGCUUGUUUAAUAAUUGCUUAUGCUUACAAUACAAUGAUAUUUACAGAAUAUUCACAUUGACAUAAGCGAUGCUUAUAGGAAGAAGGAAAUAUAUAGUGAUAGAGGAUGUCUCCAAAUAUAUGUAAGUUUAUCUAUGUUGAAAGCCAGGUUUUGACUUGGAAAGAACUGUCAUUGUAUGACAAAUCUGAUUGUAUAGGGUAUGACGGAACAGGGUUUUCUGCUUUAUUUUUUAAAUGUGCACUUUAAAGAGACUUGAAUGUUUUGUCUUUUAUAGUGUGUGUGUGUUCGUAUGACAGAAAGCAACAGGUUUGUUUGUGUGUGUGUUUUAGGGAACUAAUUUUAGAAUUAGUUAGUGUAUUGUCUGAAGUUUAUUUUCUCACAACAGAAAUGAUGUCACAAAAUGUCAUGUGACAGCGAAAUAACACUCUGUCAUCAAUCAUUUAUAGAUAGCAAUAGUAGCAUUUAAACACAUAUAUGAAGUGAAUUAUUUAAAGGUCAGAAUAAGUAUACGUGUUUUUAUUUAAAGACCAGUGCUCUUACCGGUGAAUUUUGUAGUCAUGACGAUGAGCUGACUGUAAGCUCGAGGUGGUUUUGUUUGUCAUUUUGUAUUAUGAACGUUAUUCAUUUAUUAAAAAUAUAUACAUUUUUGCUUUAUCUGAUUCAAUAUUGUUUAGAGACGACAACGAUAUUUCAGUGAUGAAGUAUAUUUUUACCUAACACAGUAAGGAGUUGAGAAUGUACAUGUAUACAUGUAUCAUCAG
Ruditapes philippinarum (Manila clam) is the source of this 3027-nucleotide messenger RNA. RefSeq names its product arylsulfatase J-like. The record is from RefSeq and is a predicted model, not a curated record. The coding region runs from base 555 to 2213 and encodes 552 amino acids. The transcript is spliced from 14 exons. Lineage: Eukaryota; Metazoa; Mollusca; Bivalvia; Venerida; Veneridae.